AUGGGGAAAACCAGCAAAGAUAAACGAGACUUGUACUAUAGACGAGCUAAGGAAGAUGGAUACAGAGCAAGAUCAGCAUACAAACUACUUCAAUUAGACCAACAGUUCAAUCUACUAAACAACAUCACUCGUGUUGUAGAUCUCUGUGCCGCCCCAGGUUCUUGGUCGCAGGUACUUAGUCAUAAACUUGGCCCAAACCCGGAUGCCAGAAUAGUUGCUGUUGACUUACAGCCAAUGACCCCAAUAGACCAUGUCAUUACUUUACAAGCUGAUAUCACUCACCCAAAAACAUUGCAACAGAUCAUGGACUGUUUCAGAGGAGAUGGAGAUGGGGAUGAUGACGGAUUGGCAGAUUUUGUAUGCAGUGAUGGUGCACCUGAUGUCACUGGUCUACAUGAUUUAGACGAGUACGUGCAGCAUCAACUUGUGUGGGCGGCUUUCCAAUUAACCACCUGCAUUUUAAAGCCUGGUGGAGCGUUUGUGGCAAAGAUCUUCCGUGGCAGAGAUAUAGAUUUGAUGUAUAAGCAGUUGCUGAAAUUUUUUACGGAGGUUUAUUGCGCUAAACCUCGCAGUUCACGAGGCACUAGUUUGGAGGCAUUUAUUGUGUGUCGAGGGUACAAACCUAUACCUAAUUGGACGCCAAAAUUAGAUUUGAAUCAACUGACAGAUGAGUUUUUCGAAGGGGCUGGAAUCAAACACAAUAGGGAUGUAUUUGAUAAUAAAGAGGAAGAUGAGAGGUUGGUGGUGGAGUUUGUUGCGUGUGGUGACAUUAACGACAUUGAUUCUGAUGCUACGUACUCGUUGGAUCUGGAGUCGAUAACUUUGGAUCCAGUUCAAAGGCCAACUGCACCACCAUACAAGAAGGCACUAGAAAUGAAGAGGGACGGUUUAUUAACGAGAAGGUAA
Molecule: messenger RNA, 906 nt
Organism: Lodderomyces theae
Lineage: Eukaryota; Fungi; Ascomycota; Pichiomycetes; Serinales; Debaryomycetaceae
Product: tRNA methyltransferase
Exons: 1
Coding region: 1-906 (301 amino acids)
Biological process (GO): cytoplasmic translation; tRNA methylation
Cellular component (GO): cytoplasm
Molecular function (GO): tRNA methyltransferase activity
Source: RefSeq, a predicted model, not a curated record